Acipenser ruthenus (sterlet) is the source of this 6879-nucleotide messenger RNA. RefSeq names its product estrogen receptor beta-like. Bases 199 to 1869 code for a protein of 556 amino acids. The record is from RefSeq and is a predicted model, not a curated record. Gene Ontology annotation, molecular function: steroid binding; sequence-specific DNA binding; nuclear estrogen receptor activity. The transcript is spliced from 10 exons. Gene Ontology annotation, cellular component: nucleus. NCBI's taxonomy places the organism in Eukaryota, Metazoa, Chordata, Actinopteri, Acipenseriformes, Acipenseridae. Gene Ontology annotation, biological process: regulation of DNA-templated transcription; cellular response to estradiol stimulus; estrogen receptor signaling pathway.
AAUAUGCCUUGCUUGAGCAAAGAAAAUACCACUUCGCUACCAACAUCCAUCGUGGAGUGAUUUGAUCCCGCUGCACAACAUCCAGCAGCACACAGCUCAGUUAAAGCACCAAUCAAUCACAUCACAAGGCGGACAGAAAGAAGCCCCUGUAAUGAUUUAGUCAAAAACCAAAGCAAAACGCCUGGGCCUGGUUUCAACAUGACAGCUUUGUCAAAUGAAGAACCCCACUUGCUUCAACUACAAGAUGUUGGACCAAGCAAAGUGUCAGGAAUGACCUGCUCGCCGAGAAUCAGUUGCCCUAUUUCGUGCUGCGGGGCGAUGCCUGCAUUGAUGAUGGAACAACAUGCUGUUUGCAUCCCUUCCCCGUAUAGGGAUAGCAACCACGAUUACACAGCAGUGGCAUUUUAUAGUCCUUCGAUGCGUGGGUACAGUGGGCACAGUAAUGGCAGCAUUCCGGACAGACCGACAGUAAGACCGUGUUUGAGCCCCUCUGCAUUCUGGCCUCCACCAAGCCAUAUUUCCUCAUUAGCCCUUCAGUGCCAGCAGAUGCAUACAGAUCCUCCAAGGAGCCCUUGGAACGAGGAGAGAUCAAGAAGAGAGCAAAUACAGUCAGUGAGCAGCAAGGAAAGCAACAGAAUAAAGGAAAAUUCAGAAGAUCAGGCCAAUCCCACUGGACGCUGCUCAGGUUCAAAACAGGCCAUGCACUACUGCGCGGUGUGCAAUGACUUUGCCUCGGGUUAUCACUACGGGGUCUGGUCGUGUGAGGGGUGCAAAGCGUUCUUUAAAAGGAACAUCCAAGGGCAUAAUGAUUAUAUCUGCCCCGCUACAAACCAGUGCACCAUAGACAAGAACAGAAGGAAAAGCUGCCAAGCCUGCCGACUAAGAAAGUGCUAUGAAGUUGGAAUGAUGAAAUGCGGUACAAGAAGAGAGCGUUCUAAUUAUCGCAUUGUACGACACAGGCGUCUUUCUCAAGGCCAAGUGCAGCCCAGUAGUAAAGCCAGCAAAACAAAUGAAAGUGGCUUACUGCAGACAAGGAGGAUUCACUUCAGUUCUCUGAGCCCUGAAAUGCUCAUGUCUUCAGUAAUAGAGGCUGAACCGCCUGAGAUUUAUUUGAUGAGCUAUCUCAUGAAGCCAUUCACUGAGGCCACCGUGAUGACAUCAUUAACCACCCUUGCAGACAAGGAACUCGUUUACAUGGUCCGCUGGGCCAAAAAAAUUCCAGGGUUUGUGGAGCUCAGUGUGUAUGACCAGGUAUGCCUAUUGGAGUGUUGCUGGUUAGAGGUGCUGAUGGUAGGGCUCAUGUGGAGAUCUAUUAAUCAUCCAGGGAAUCUCGUCUUUGCAUCUGACCUUAUUUUAAACAGGGACGACGGGAACUGCGUGGAAGGAUUAGUGGAGGUUUUCGACAUGCUUUUGGCUAUAACUUCAAAGUUCCGAGAGCUGAAUCUGCAGCGAGAGGAGUAUCUCUGCCUCAAGGUCAUGCUCCUCCUCAACUCCACUAUGUUCCCCGGUCCCUCAGAGAAGCCAGAAAAAAGUGAAAGUAGAGAUAAUCUGCUUAAACUUCUGGAUGCAAUCACCGAUGCUUUAGUCUGGGUUAUUUCGAAGAAAGGACUCUCUUUACAGCAGCAGUCAGCGCGCCUGGCUACCCUCCUGAUGCUGCUCUCCCACAUCAGACAUGCAAGUAACAAAGGUAUUGAGCACCUCUACAGUAUGAAGUGUAAAGAUAUAGUGCCUUUGCGUGAAUUGCUGCUGGAGAUGCUGCACGGCCACACUCUACACUUCCCCAGAAUGCCAGCCAUCACGUCAUCAGAAUACAGCCCAAAGGAACAAACCAAGGAGCCUGUCACCUGUUCAAAGCCAGAAGUAUUUUGAUAGGGAGCAACCCUGCCAAAGUGCCAAAAAAUGCAAUGGAAGGAUACAUAUCUUCAACGUCGGACCAGACUCCUCCCCCGUCACUAUGAAUUGAUGCAUUCCUUUUACUGUUGGGUUGUUUAAGGAACACAGACCUCUACCAAAGUUAUCUGGAUUUAAGUCUCAGAUCAGAUGCACGUCCCUUCGAUCUCCCUUAUAUUAAAGCAUCUUAAAACUUUGAAAUUGAAGGUUAAAAUUUGUUUUCAAGAAUGAGGACCACCAUCAAAGCUCCCUUAUGUACAGCUAGACUAUAAUAACCAGCCAUAUCUUGAUGAUGCUGUUGUUUAGCAGCACAGCUAUUAUGAGGAGGUUUGCAGAAUUCUUUUCAUAAAACAAAAAUGCUUUAAAGGAACUGCUGCAUUGAAAAUUCCUAAUGUGUGUAGCAGAGAUGUAAAGUUAUGGCCAUGGGUUCAAGAGUCAAGCACUCCUUAUAUAUUCAGCUGGACCUCAGACAGGCACCACCAGCAUAUAGACAUAUAGACAAAUAGACGGGCAGACUGUUGUGUGUGCAAGUUAUCAUUGUCGAGGAUCAGGCAGCCAUUAUGAUCAACCGUUACAUUGAUCAUUAAAUAAACAAGUCUCUUGAACGGCAGCUCGCAUUCUCAAAACAAGCAAGAAUGAACCCUCUCUUGUUUGUCAGCUAAGCGUUUAGGAUGAGAUAAUCAUUGUUAGCCCUAUGUGUAAACUGGUGACUCAGAAGGCUUGUUUUAAUCCUAGGAAUGCUUAUGUAAGCCAUUUGCAGUUUAUCCAUUCAGACGAUCUACAUUCAUGCUGCUCUUAAUAUAAUGUGUAUGGGAUAUUGAAAUCAUGCUAUGCCUAGGUGCAGUACAUUUUUACCAUAUCCUAUGUAGUUCUCUUUUCAUCUGUAAACCAAAUGUGCAAUUAUCUGCUGAGACAGAGGACAGGGUAGAAUGCAUUUGUUGCUUGACUAGUAACUAGUAGACUAGACUGGAAGGUUUUGCUGAGUUGUAGUUGCAAGUAGCAGAUUCCUUUGUUUGCCAAUAGUUUUAUUUAAAAAGAAAACUAGACAUUUUAAAUAGGAUAACGGAGUGUGUAAAGAGGUGUAAUGGCUUUAAAAGAUUGUCUAUUGUUAUGACAUGCCUACCUCUAAAAUUAAAAAUUAUAAAAAUAAAAAAUGAAUUAGUGAUUUUAAACAGAUGAUUUUCUUUUUUAAUGAAUACAAUAUUCAGCUGUUUUUAAAUUAAAUGUUUAUACAGAAAUUCAAUUAAAUAGUUCAUUAUAUUAUACAAAAAUCAUUGUUAUAAUACAUUUUACAUUUUGUAUUUGAGUGAAUAUAAUACAGCUACCUUCUUACAGUAGUGUAAGGCUAUGUUGAUUACAUCUUUCGGCCACUCCCUUAUUCCUGUUAAAACAAUAUGUAUUCACCCUUGGGAGUUCAAUACACACACACACACACACACACACACACACACACACACACACACACACACACACACACACACACACACACACACAUAUAUAUGUAUAUAUAUAUUGUGAGACAGCAGGGAGGGUGUUAAAGCCUCCCUGAAGAAAAAAAUAUGUGAAAAUGCACCUUUGGUUGAGUUAAUUGUGUUUUGAUUUAUUGUUUAAUUGUUUAAUUUAAUUGUUUAACUGUUUUAUUGUUUAAUUAUCCCCUACACCUGGGCGGUAAUUGGGAAUUGGGACCAGGUGCAGGGUAUUUAGGAGAGGCAGCUUGUCUGCUGUUGGCUGCUGAGUAGGAGGCAGAUGUGGUGCUCUGCUUCCGAGCAGUCCUGAGAAAGUAGGUUCUGUGUUAAGCCUGUGUAGUUUUGUGUGUGGUGGGCAGGUAAAAGGUUUAGCCGUCCUGCGAGUUAGUCAGGGAAUAACCUGUUUAGUUAGCGCUUCAAAACGGAGCUAGGUGUUUGUUUUGUUUUGUUUUAUUUUGUGUUUAUUAAAAAAAAUCAGCGCAGAAAAAUCCAUUCCCGUGUGUACUGGGUCGUAUUUUUAAAGGGGCACGAACCCGAGUGGCAGCAGUCCAUUUACAAUAUAUAUAGUUCAAAAUAUAUAGAUGCAGUUUUCCAUUAAAACUACAAAACGGUAUGUAAUUAGAUAUUUUAACGUAACAUGAUUCAGCAGGUUUCAUUUGACUUUAUGAAGUACAAUUUGUUAAUUCUGUAGAUAAUUCUAUAGAAUUAUCGUUGCUCAAGACUGUCCAGUAAAGGUUUUCUCAGCAUCAGUGCAGAAAAAAAGUUGCUUUACCUGAUCCAAGGUGAGACCUUGACUUGAACAAAAAUACAGUCCUAAAACAGGCCACAGAGGUGUCUUUUGUAUUUACGUUGCAUCGAUAUAUUGGUAAAUAAAGACAUUUUAUAUUAACUGCCUUGAAAAUGUUUCAAGUCGUUUCAUAGCUAGAAUGUACCCUCCAGGUACACUUUUAAAGCACUGGAAUAUUGGGUGUUUUUAUUCCCUUAUUUUAAAAUGGGAGUGUUUUAUAAUAUUGUCCUGUUUAGACAUCAGUGUUUCUUAUUUGGGCUUGAGUGUUCACUAAAACAACAUAUCAAAGAAAAAUCUGUCAAUAAUUGGUUGUAUUUGUUUGAACCAUUUUUACUUUUAAAAAGUCUACUGCUCGUAUAGUGUAGUGUAUAUGACCUGAAAAUGUAAGGUUUAAAUAGAGCUUUCUGAAAUAAUGAAAAUACAAAUCUGCUUCAGCAAUUUCUGUUUACUUUAUAAAACCUGUAUUUUGGUAUCAUUAUUUUCCUGGGGUAUUUUCAUGUACAGUGCUGGGUGGUAUAAAGUUCAUGUAACAUGAAUAAUUGGGUGUUUAAUGUUCUCCUGUUUCACUAUUAGACAGUUAAACAGAAGUUAAACCUAGUUAUUUAUGAAAACCGAACCUAUUUGGACAGCAUCUAAAUUUAAACACAUUGAUUUGCUUUGUUUCAGUUGUUCUAGAUGUAUGUAAAAAAAAAAAAGGCACUGGAAAUUGUCCUUAGAUAAUAAAUGUAUUUCUUUCUGUGUUCCAAUUGCUGUAGACUGGUAAAAGCUCACAUGUAGUUUCCUCAUUCAAGACAGGAAUGGGAGUCAUUAUUUUGUCUUUAUACGGUACUACACAAUUGACAGGUCACAUGAUUUUCUGGAAUGAGAAAAUCUAUCAAAUUUUUAUAUAAAAAAAAAAAAUUACGCAUUGUGAAGUUGACAUUUAAAGAUAUUUUCUGACAGAAAGAAUAAAGUUUUUCAGUGUCUUGAUUUACUUGCCAAAGACCAAACUGAAUAAGGCAAUAUGCACUCAAUUAUGUGAGAUACCAGGAACAGUAUAUGGAAAACAAUGUGAUUGUUUUUUUAGCUUGUUAAGUUUAUGUAGAACUGGGUUUUGUGCAAUGUGGAAAAGGAAACCAAUUAUUACAACAGCUGUUAAUUACACGUUCAGGUCAGUAAACAGGCACAGGAAUACUAUUUCCAGUUUUUUAAAUAAAAGACCGUUCGUUCUAAGAAUAAUAUUCAAGACAGCUGCUGGGUAAUUUUAUUGCACUGCCUGUCAAAUACAUUACUAAGAGCUUUCCCAAGCCAGUGACAGGCAUUGUCCUCUGUUGGAUUGCAUCAUUUUGAUUACCUCUGGCAAUGUUUACAAUUUACAUGCAGCCUUCAAUGUUGUCAAGCACUUAUAACAACUUGUAUCUCUAGUCACUAAAUAUGUCACCUGAAACCUGCAAUUAGGUUAAAUUGAAUUUAGCGGCCACUUGCUCUCAAAAGACAUUUUGAGAAUGACAAAGGCAGCUUGGAUAAGUAUCAACCUAUCUAAGCAGCGACGCUUGUUCGGACCAGCUGACUGGUUCAUUCAGGUUUCAAUGUAUAGAAAUCCAGCCAGCUGCUACCUGUAUGUGAAGUGCAGUUAAAUGCUUUUGCAUACUUUCAUUGCAUCAAUAUGUUCUGGUGCCAAAAGCAAAACUAUGAUAUGCAUCCAAGCCUGUUCCCCAGCCCCGGUCAUUUCUUGAGCAUAGAGUUCUCAGAAACAUGAUAAAGAAGUCCUUGUAGCAUUUUAACACUGGAGAUAGGGGACUGCCAAGUAAUCCUUCUUUUAAUCUGUCUCGUUUCAGACAGCUAAAACAGCUUUUGUAUCUAAUGCUAAACGUGUUUCACUUUCAACAAACUUUUUACUACUUUUGUUUGGUAAAGAAUAACUGUGCAUUUUGUCGCUAACCAAAUAGCUAAAGUUAUUAUAGACAAUUCAUAUAUAUUAAUAUAUAUUUUAAUAUUCAUGCUGUUAAGAUGUUAUCGUUAAAUUGUUCUAAAUUACAAUACAGUAUGUGUAUAUUACAAACACAUCUGUAUACAUUAUCAUGUAACCUAAAUUGGCCAUUGUUAAUUUACAUGUUUGGCUUGAAUGAUAUAAAUACAAUAUACCUGAAUAAACUAGGAACCUCAUUUGUAGCUACUGCAGACAGGGGAGUACUCACAGUAACUUUUUAUUUCAUUCAUACUGUAUUUUGUAUUACUGGCCAAUAAGAGUAAGGGGUGCUUACUUUAGGUAGCAGUAAAUACACAUUUUACUGGAGCUACAUACAGUAUGCAGCCCAUUUGGUUAUCUAAAUGUUUCUGAAUUAGCAGUGGCUUCACUGUUCCAAUUUUCAGAACUGUGACAAAGUUGCCAAGAUUCACACUCUCUAAUCCUUUUACCCUGCAGAGGACUUGCAAAUUAAACAACAUCAACAUGAUGCCUGUAAAUCUAAUUUAGCCCAUUCCUGGAAGAUACUGCACAGUAGCGAGUGUCCCAAUAUUUUGCACAUAAAGAACGCACCUUUAGUAUAAUUUAGCAACAGGAACUGGCAUAAAAGGCACAUGAUCAAGAACUGACAUUUAUUGUAAGGUACAUGCAAUGUUUUCAACUACUAAUAAUGUAAUGUAAUUGGUGCCUUUUAUCAGAUGCUUUUGUAACUGUAAACCAAAUGCAAAAAAAAUGUUGUUUUGUGUCAUGUAUGUGUUGUAAAUGCCAAAUAAAUGAUUUUAUUGAGUGUG